This is a messenger RNA of Vairimorpha ceranae, 2340 nucleotides long. RefSeq lists its product as hypothetical. Bases 1 to 2340 code for a protein of 779 amino acids. The record is from RefSeq and is a predicted model, not a curated record. NCBI's taxonomy places the organism in Eukaryota, Fungi, Microsporidia, Nosematidae. The transcript has a single exon.
AUGAAAAAUUUAUUUCUUAGCUUAUCUUUAUCUUUAGGAUAUGUAAUAAGACUAGUACCAUAUUGCGAUUCACAGAAAAUUACAGGCGCACCUUUAGCACAAUUUAUCAAUACAAAUGUAAACAAAAUUCACAAUUCAUUAGAGGGAAAUUUUGCUUUUACUACAAAUUUACAAAAUUGUUUGCCGGCAACAAAACCUAUCAUAAGCCCAGUAUUUAUAAAACCUAAGAAUUUUCAGGUUUUUGGAAGCUUAAAAACACCGCUAAAUAAGACACCGCUGAAUAAAACACCGCAAAAUAAAACACAGUUAAAUAAAACACAGCUGAAUAAAACUCCGCAAAAUAAAACUUUGCUAAAUAAAACUCCGCAAAAUAAAACUUUGCUAAAUAAAACUCCGCAAAAUAAAACACAGCUGGAUAAAACUCCGCUAAAUAAAACACCACCUAAUGUGGUAUAUACAAGAUCUUUAUGGUAUCAAAAUUUAAAUCCACCAUUAGUUAAAGGAACUUAUAAAGCAUUAACGCCAAAGAUCAUGCCACAACAACAUGUUAAAAAACCGGUAACUAAAAAAUUUAAGGAUAAAAAUAAAACAUCACAAAUUUUAAAAAAAAGAAGCCAACCCAAAACGCAAAAUAUUGUUAAAAAUGCUCAAAUUAAUCCUAUAUUAAAUAGUAUACCACAAACUACAGCCAAAAUAUUGCCGGUGCCGAUUUUGAUUCCUACACCUAUAUUCAGACAAAAUAAUUAUGUUCCUGUUAAUAACAAUCAGAAAAGAAAUGUUGUAUUUAAAAAUUAUCCCAGUAAAGUUCCAUUAAAUAAUGUUUUGAAACCUGUUACUAACAUUACAACAGUAAAGAAAAAAGCGGCUUUAAGUACUAAAAAAGACAGUAUUCCAACAGUGAUGCCAGUAACGAUAAGUAAAUACAUUCCACAAACAAAUUAUACAGCUAAAAAAGAAAUGCCUUUUGCAGAGACAAAGAUAUUUCAGCCUAUAAUACCGAUACAGUUACCAGAGACUAUAUACAUUCCAAUCCCAGAAACAAAGACAAUUGAUGUACAACAAAAGCCUAAUUUUGUUCAAAUUUUGCCACUAGACCUGACAAAGCCGACCACCAAAGAAAAACCUCAAACAUUUCAGCAAAUAAUAAAUUUAAUACAGCCUCCACUAGUAAAACAAGAUCAAGUUUAUGCUUCUUCUAUCACAGAAAGUGAUCAAUUAAGUGACUGUGAAUUGCAAAACUACAGGCAGGACUCUUCGAUCACAAAUGAAUCUAAUAAUUGCAAUAUUCAAAAUAAAAAAUUAGAACGUCCAUUACAAUCUGAACAUAAAGAAAAUACUCCGCAAACAACAAUAACUACGACAAUAAUUUAUCAAAAUCCAAUAAAACCGCAGGAUGAUUUAAAAAAUUCGCAAUAUAAGGAUUCUACAUUUAUACCGCUUCGUAAUAUAUGUAACAUGAAUAUUGAUCCUUUACCAAAUGAAUGCAAUACUUAUAAAAUACAUUCGCUUAUAAUUGAUUCGGACAAAAUUAAUUUACCAGCCAAUGUAAUCGACAAUAUAUUAAAAAACAAUGGCAUAAGAGAAAAUGACCUUGUAGAAAAGGGCAAUAAUGUUUCAUUAAAAGAUUUACAAAAGGUUAAUAACCUUAUUAAUAAUUUGUUUAACCAGCUUAACAAUUCAAAGGGAGAGAAGAUUUACUGUUCAAAAUCUCAUGAACUUCAAGAUUAUAAAUGUACGACAUCUAAAUGCGAAUCAAAUGAAUGUGACGAAUCUAUAAAUAUGCCAGAUACACAGUAUAAAAAGGGUAGGUUUAAUUUAUUUAAUAUUAAUUUGCCUGUUAUUUCAGAUGAGGAUUCAUACAUUAAAAGUACGAUUACUAUCGAAACUACUAAAAAAUCAACCAAAGACAUAAAUAAAGAAUCUAAUAAUAUAAAGGAAACACUCGAACCUCAAUAUAAAAAACCAAAAUAUCCACCUUAUAUUGAUUUUAUUGUUCCUGAGGAAUCCAGUGAUCGGUAUAAUGAACACGAUGUCAUUAGAAAAGCUAUAUCUAAUGAAGAAGACCAAAGCAAUGAAAACUAUAAUUUUAACGAAAAUAGAAAAGAUUUUUCACCUUUAGAGAUGAUAAGUAAUGAUAGUUUGUACCCAGAAUUAUCACAAUAUACUAACAUUAUUAAAAUUUCUGAUUUUCUCAAGGGAAAAUACAGCGAUUCAUGUUCAGAUUUAUUUAAAAACAAAAUAGAUAACAUCAGUCAAGGGGACUUAUCUCAAUGUUCUAUCUUAUCUCCUACAGACUUCAAUAGCGGUGAUAGUGUCGUAUAUCUUAGUGAGUUGAUAUAG